AUGAGUGGCCCUGACGUACGACGAUGGCCUGUGGCGAGGAAGUCCAGUCUGCUGUGCGUCUUCCUCGUCUUCUCCUGCUUCGGAAACCUCCUGUGGAUGCUGCGGGGUUCCCGGAGCACCAUGGUUGUCAUCAGCUCGCAAGGGCCAGCCAGCACGUCUCCCGAGAAGACGCUCCUACACAAUCCUCUGGCUUUAGCGGAGCAACUUAACAACAUUGAGGAGAUGCUAGGAAUGAUUCUGGAAGAUGGCGCUAAACCCGAGGAGCCAUCUGAGAAGGGCCUGGUGUGUAAGGGGAGCCAGUGGGUACCCGACCCCGAGACCCUGCUCUUCAAGGAGUGGGGCAAGGAGCUCUCGGUGUGGCAGAAGCGCAAGGCGUGUGCCCGCUUCCUCAUCUACGGCUACAACGCCUACCUGAGCGACCGGCUGCCCCUCGACCGCGACGUGCCUGACAACCGCCCUCCCGGCUGCAGCUCCAAGCGGUACCCGUCGGAGCUCCCGGCGCUCAGCCUGGUGCUGAUCUUCUACAACGAGGCUGUCUCCAUCCUGCUGCGCGCCGUCACCUCCGCCGUGCGCAACACGCCGCACCACCUCCUCAAGGAGGUCAUCCUCGUCGACGACUGCAGCGGCCACAGAGACCUGCAGCAACAAUUCAAUGCGCAGAUCGAGGAGCUGGACAGCAGGUACCCGGAGGUGUCCAUCCGCAUCGUCCGGCACGCGGCCCGCAGGGGGCUGAGCGCGGCCCGGGUCACCGGCGUCCGGGCGGCCUCGGGGCCCGUGGUGGCCGUCAUGGACGCCCACGUGGAGUUCCCCGUCGGAUGGGCCGAGCCGAUCCUGGCACGGAUCCAGGAGGACCGGCGCGUCGUGGUCUCCACGGUGUUCGACAACACGCACUACGACACGCUCGAGGUGCACCGCUACGAGUCGCAGGCACAGACGUUCACGUGGCAGCUGUGGUGCACCUACAUGGUGCCCCCCCUCGAAUGGAUCAACAGCAAGGACCCCACGGCCCCCAUCAGGAGCCCGAUUGUGAUGGGCUGUAUGGCAGCCAGCAAGAGUUACUUGGAGGAGAUCGGCUUUCUGGAUGAAGGCAUGCAGGUGUACGGAGGGGAGAACGUGGAGCUGGGCCUCAGGGUGUGGCAGUGCGGGGGCCGCGUGGAGGUGCUGCCCUGCUCACGCUUGGCUCACAUCGAGCGCUACUUCAAGCCGUACGCCCCGAACCUGAGCGUCCACAUGCGCAGGAACGCGCUGCGUGUGGCCGAGAUCUGGAUGGACGACUUCAAGAAGAAUGUCUACAUGGCCUGGAACGUGCCCAUGAACGGCUCUGGGAUCGACAUCGGCGACAUCUCGGAGCGUGUGGCUCUGCGCAAGCGGCUCAACUGCAAGAGCUUCGCGUGGUACCUGGAGAACGUGCUGCCCUCACUGCCACGUCACGACGACAUCGUGCAGUACGGCGUGAUGACCAACAACAAAAAAGAAAGCCUCUGUCUGGACAAAGGAGACCCAAAGGAUAAAUUUCCCAUUUUGUACCCAUGCCAUGGAUACACCCCCCAGCUGGCAAUGAGAACCUCAGACAACCGGAUUAUGAUCGGGCUGAACUUGGACUUGGUGAGGCCCGGAGCUGUGUGUCUGGGGGUGUCGGCAUCGGGAGUCGAGCCUGCGUUUGUGGACUGUCAGCUGACCGGUCAGGAGGCCAGCAGCCUGCUUCACUUUGAGAACGGAGAACUGAGGCUCCAGGAAGGAGGGAAGUGCCUGGAGGUGAAGGAGAAUGCUCAGAGAAGCUACGGCAUAGAGCUCGUGCUGGUGCCCUGUUCCGGGCAGAAGUGGCGUUUGGCGUACAUCCGCAAAUCGUAGCCCCAAUACAUGGACACGCGCUUAAGAUUGGCAUCAAGAUGUCAUCAUUGUACCCAAAGCUGUCAUCAUUGUACCCAAAGCUGUCGAUGACACCACUGCCACCUUCUUGCUACCAACACGUUCUACGCUGUGCAGAUUCCACAGCUGCUGGGGCAGUAGAGACCGGUGACUCGUGAGACCAAUAGAAAGGCCGUUCGUAGAUUCCAAUAAUUAUUGCACUAGUAUUCAAGAGGCUCCCCACGAUAUUUUAGGAGCAAAGUGGCUUUCUGAUGUUUUAAAUUCAUGAACCCUAAAAGCCCGGGAGAGAGUGUCGUGUAAAUGAAUGUGUUUCUAAAACGGAAAGCCUACAAAGCCAUGAGCUUUCUCAAGCACUCAAUAAUCAAACCUUACAGCCAGAAUUCCGGGGCUAGGCCACGCACCAACGUACUACUGGGACUGUGACGCCCACCAUUGAAGCGACUCGCCACUGGUUCCGAGGUCUGCACAGCAAGCCAGCAGAAGGUGUUAAGUGAAUCAAUCACCGGGUGUUUACCGGUGUCUCCAUUGCAGUAGAGGCCACACGCGCACAUUGACACGCAGGAGACCGUAUUGGUGGAGGUGCGUCACGUGUGGUGCUCUGCGUUGUUUCCGUGUAUCAGUUGAUGUGAAGAGACGUUUAAUGUAAAUAGUCAUUUACGAAAAGAAAAAUCAUGCUGUAAAAUCAUCUCUGUUUCACAUUGCCAUCUCAUCGCACUGUGUUAUGAAAUGUAAAGGGCUCGUUGUGAAGAGAGCGGUCACUGUACGUUUCUCGUCGGGCUCGUGGAACAACAAGACCACCAUCAACAACAACAGCAGCCGCCUCUAUUCGCCACGAAGUGAUGAUGAACUCACCACGGCGCCUGUGCCGGGCGAGAUGGACUUUGAGGCCACGUGA
This is a messenger RNA of Lethenteron reissneri (Far Eastern brook lamprey), 2764 nucleotides long. RefSeq names its product polypeptide N-acetylgalactosaminyltransferase 18-like. Gene Ontology annotation, biological process: protein O-linked glycosylation. Lineage: Eukaryota; Metazoa; Chordata; Hyperoartia; Petromyzontiformes; Petromyzontidae. Gene Ontology annotation, molecular function: polypeptide N-acetylgalactosaminyltransferase activity. Gene Ontology annotation, cellular component: Golgi apparatus. The record is from RefSeq and is a predicted model, not a curated record.